AUGGUCGAGGACAUGGCUCAGGCCUCGCAUCUGCAGAUCCAGGCGAGCUUGGAGAAGAAGAUUGUGGCGCUGGAGGCAAAGGUUGCGGCUUACGAGUGGGCGCUCUCGAAACUCCAGCCAGAGCCUGUUGUUGCACAAGCACAAGAGAGUGCCUCAGACGAUGGCGAGGCCGAGGCGCAAGAGCCUGCUGACGACACCGCCGGACCACCGCCUACCAGGGAGGCCGACGCCGGACCCAAGUCUCGGGCGAAGAUAUUGGUGAGUGUGAUCGACCUGAGGACUCGCGAGCGCAAACAAAUCCGGGCCGAGGAGCAGCCCAACGAGGGCGGGACGGCAGACACGCCUUAUGCCCACUAUCCGUUCCACAUCUUCCGCGGCGCCCCCACCACGCUUUACUCGCCGUAUGAAGCCUUGGUCCUCAACUGGGAGAAACUGGAAGAAGCCGUCAAGGUGACGACGGCAACGGACAAUGCGACCGACAAGCAAGCUCGGUCGGACCUGAAAUUGCUCCUCGACACCAUCUCCAGUUCUUCUGGCGACGCCAGGAUCGACAAGUAUUUCAAAAUCCGAGAUUCUUGCAAAUCCCAACAGUCGGUCACCUUUGAGAAUCUCUGGACCAUCUUCCCGCCCGGAACCUUGGUGUAUGGCCGACCGUUUCAAGACCAAGACCAGCUGUUCGUGGUCCUGGACAGCGUCCGCCAGUGGCCGUACUUCAGUGACGAAGUGCCUCGUGAGCAGGCGUCGUGGACUCUCCUCGCUUGGACCUAUGACUGGGACGGCAAGAAAUUCCGGCGCAACUGCUUGCAGCUGGAGUUCGACUAUUUCGAGGGCAGCAAGCCCAUCACCUCCUUGCCUUAUUUUCCUUUCGACCUCCACGACCGCCGGCAUGCCAUCACCACCGCUUUGCUCAAGCGUGGAGAGAAGUAUCGCGCCUUGUGCACCGCCACUCAAGGCUCUCGAUUGUUCGAUUACAGAGGAAACGCUGUUCUCGAGAAACAGGGCUUCUCUGGCUUGCAAGGAGACGAUCAAGCAGCGGACGAGAGCCAGAUUAGGCGAGCUUUCUGGGAAGGAAUGAUGGAUGCGCUGAAAAGCAAGGUCAAGCAUAUAGAGCAGCGUGGUGCUCCACCAAAGUCUUCAGUGGUGGACAGUCGAGUCAUGGUCGACUUCGAAUCAUAUUUUGUCUUUGGUCCCGCCGUUGCACGCGUGGGCUCCCUGUGGCCGGACGACGAGCAAACCCAGUGCAAUUGCAAUGACUGCCGAGAGAACGUCCUCUUGAACGACGCGUACCGCACCAGGUUUGACGAAUUGGACCGGCAAGAGGGCACGUGGGAGGACGAGCAAUACCUGCUGUGUCCGCCUCGCGUACUUGGCUACGCCCUGCAGGACAAGCAAUGGGCACAGCUCGAGGUUGGCCUGCUCGAGAAUAUCCCGGAGAAGGACCCGGAAGACGCCUGGUCAACCCGGCUCAAGCUUGCUGAUGGCGGAAAGACCAAGAAGAUGAUCUUGGAGCUGGUUGAAGGCCACGGCAAAGCCGGCUCAUCCGAGAUUGACCGGCUGGAAGUGGACGACAUUAUUGCUAAGAAAGGCAAGGGCCUGGUCAAUCUUCUUUAUGGACCCCCGGGCGUGGGAAAGACGUCCACAGCCGAAACCGUAGCCCUCGCAGCACGAAAGCCUCUCUUUGCCAUCAGCGUCGCCGACGUGGGAACCCGGGCCAAGAACGUCGAGGCGAAUCUGAACAAGAUUUUCGACCUGGCCACCUCGUGGCAGGCCAUCCUCCUGAUUGACGAGGCCGACGUCUUCCUUGAAAGUCGAGGGCAAGGAGUUGCUUCCAACACGGAAAGAAACGCCUUGGUGUCCGUGUUUCUUCGAGUACUUGAAUAUUACCAAGGAAUCCUAAUGCUCACGACCAACCAAAUCGCCAAAUUCGACGUGGCGGUGCAAUCCCGCAUCCACGUGGCGUUCAAAUACAUCAGCCUGAACGAGGAGCAGACGAUGGCUAUCUUCGAGGGCUUCUUGGGCCCACUGGCCAAGAAGGGCCUGGUGAAGAACUGGGAGGACGUCAAAGAAUGGCUGGAGGAGGACGUGGUCAAGAUGGGCUUUGACGGCCGGCAGAUUCGGAACAUUGUCACCAGCGCGCUGGGACUGGCCAGGGCGCAGCGAAAGAGCAGGCUGGACAAGAGCGAUCUCAAACUGGUCAUGAACAAUGUCAAGGACUUCAAGGACGAAUUCAUCAAACAGUUUGAGAAAUAUAAGACCGAACAGGCCGGUGGGAGAGAUGCGCUGAUGUGA
Capronia epimyces CBS 606.96 is the source of this 2289-nucleotide messenger RNA. RefSeq lists its product as uncharacterized. The record is from RefSeq and is a predicted model, not a curated record. Gene Ontology annotation, molecular function: ATP hydrolysis activity; ATP binding. Lineage: Eukaryota; Fungi; Ascomycota; Eurotiomycetes; Chaetothyriales; Herpotrichiellaceae. Bases 1 to 2289 code for a protein of 762 amino acids. The transcript is spliced from 8 exons.